Molecule: messenger RNA, 1887 nt
Organism: Perca flavescens (yellow perch)
Lineage: Eukaryota; Metazoa; Chordata; Actinopteri; Perciformes; Percidae
Gene: c9h8orf82
Product: chromosome 9 C8orf82 homolog
Exons: 3
Coding region: 190-906 (238 amino acids)
Source: RefSeq, a predicted model, not a curated record
CACUAGGGGGCGGCAGCCAAAAACUGAUGAUGUUUAACAGUAAAAUACUUCCGGUUUGUUGCUCCGUUCGUAAACGCACAUGAGGGCAAAACUGGCGUAGUGCUACUUCGUCUUACGAUAGAGUCUCGCGGCUAGUGGUUAUCUCGGUUUCCGUGUUUAUCCUGUAACAUAUUCGCCCUCUUUUCGGCCAUGUUGUUCUUCCGGGCUGCAGCUCUCAGCUGCAGAGGUCUGCCCGCUCUGCGCUGCCUGCCCGCCGCCUACACCGGCUCCAGAACCACCGCUAACGUUACAUACAUCCAAGGCCAGAGCCCGGUACCGCGUAUCCGUGAAUACUUCUACUAUAUUGACCACCAAGGGCAGCUUUUCCUCGACGACACUAAAGUGAAGAACUUUGUCACCUGCUUCAAAGACAUAAAGUUCCUGAUCUUCUUCUUCAGUCGGCUGUGCUCAAAUCAGAGUGGUCGCUAUGAGGAGGACUUCCCCUUCUUGUCCCUGUGUGGCAGGGAGAGGAACUUUGUGCGCUGCGAUGACCGUCCCAUUGUCUUCACCCACCUGCUGCACAGUCCCGCGACGGCGCCGGGAAUCACGGGAGAUCAGGAGCUGCUGUCGUACUGCGGCGGGGCGGAGAAGCUGUCGGCCCCGUUCCGCCCGGAGGCGCUGUACAUGCAUCCCGUCAGCGGGCGAGUUUACCACCCCUGCUCGGAGCGCGGAGGGGGGGUCGGCCUGGUCAGGUCGGCUCUGGCCAUCGAGCUCAGCCCCUUCUUUGUUUACGCUCCAGAGCACUGCCAAUCGGGACAGCCGACACACUUUCUCUGGGGCGGACAGAAGCACACGCUGACCAAUGAGCUCGCAGGAUGCUUCCCCACUGCGGAGGAGGGCAGCGGGCAGAAGGAUGAACUGGGAUAACGACCAGAACUGGUCAGAAGUGUGCCCAAGAUUUUUCAAAUGCUGUCCGCGUAAGCCAUCAGUGUUCCGUACUGGCACUGGGAAAAGGCGAUCACAUCCUCACAGUUAUCACUAUGUGAUGUUGUUACUGUUGAAGCCUGAGCCAAUGUUUUCCUCCUAUCCUAGUUUUGUGAUAUGUGAGAUAUUCACUGAUGAUGCAGAGUGUCCCUGGCGUUUUGUGGCUUGAGACUACUCAAACAUAGCAGUGUCUCCCCUCACUACAGGUUGCAGUUUAAAAAAAAAAUAAAAACCUUUUAGAUUCCCUGGACUAAUCUGAAUCAUAUUUAUGGUCCUGAAGUGGAAAAACUAUCCAGAAUGUCACUAUAAAAAAGCAAGGAUUAGGGAACUGUCUGAAAAGAUUAACACACAAUACCUUUUUUGUUCUUUCCUUUCCUGUUAAUCCUUAAAAACAAAAAAGUUAUUUAUCAUCCGGACACUGAGGUCGGAGAGGCUAAAACUACAGCGGUUGAGAGACAGCAAGAGACUGAAAGGUGCUUUUGUUUAUUUUUUAUUUUGUGACACAAAGUAAAAAGAAGGUAAUAUAACAGUUGCUCAAGAGAAGAGAGACGUUACUUUGCACGUUGGGUACAGAUGGUUGUACAUUACACAGUAAUACAUAGUCUACAAAUAUAUAACGUAUAAUAUAUAUCAUAUUUAAAAAAAAAAUGAUAAAAUUUACAGAGUAGCAGAUAUCUGCAUCAGAGCUUAAUACAUAAUUUUGCUCUAAACGUAAUUAAAUUAGCUUGCAGAGAAAAAACAAGUUUGAAUCAAAUAGUAUAGUAUUCAUGUUCUUGAAAUACAAUAGAAAGAAAACAGAAUUGAACCUUAAAAUAUAUAUUUAUAUGUGAAUAACAAGGAACAUGUUCUCUGGCAAAAAGCAAAACCAAGAAUAUGCUACUGAGUGUACACAGAUCCUAGUUUAAUAAAGUGAGAUACUCUGAA